ACGUUUGAGUGCGCGUGCGUGUUGCAGCAUCUUCUGCAUAUGCGCAGUUCCGCAGCAGUCUGCAACUGCACAACUGCGGUUUCGCAGUCUACAGACCGCUGGAUUAAAACACCGCACAACAAAACAUUCAAAGAAGAACUGGUAUAUUGCCCUCUUUUUUGACUGGUACGCACGUCCUUUCAAGUGCUAACUAUAUCCCCUCGGUUUUGGUUCCAUCCAAGCGCUUACUGUUCUACAAAUGGACAAUGGAGACUGGGGACAUAGGGUGACUACUCCUGUUACCUUGAACGUGGGAGGGCACCUGUACACCACCAGCUUAUCCACCCUGCAGCGUUACCCAGACUCCAUGCUGGGGGCCAUGUUUCGAGGAGAUUUCCCAACAACUCGGGACUCUAAAGGAAAUUAUUUUAUAGACAGAGAUGGAACACUCUUCAGGUAUAUUCUGAACUUCCUGCGGACAUCUGAGCUCACGCUCCCUCUAGACUUCACAGAGACGGACCUCCUCAGGAAAGAGGCGGAUUUCUAUCAGAUAGAACCUUUGAUUCACUGCCUUAAUGACCCCAAACCACUGUACCCUCCAGAUAUCUUCGAACAGGUGGUAGAGCUGUCUAGCACUCGUAAACUCUCCAAAUAUUCAAACCCUGUGGCGGUUAUCAUCACUCAGCUAACUAUAACAACAAAGGUUCACGGCCUGCUGGAGGGGAUCUCGAACAACUUCACCAAAUGGAACAAACACAUGAUGGACACCAGAGAUUGUCAGGUAUCCUUCACCUUUGGACCAUGUGACUAUCAUCAGGAGGUGUCACUGCGAGUUCACCUCAUGGACUACAUCAUGAAGCAAGGCUUCACCAUUCGAAACACACGAGUGCAUCACAUGAGUGAGCGUGCGAAUGAGAACACGGUGGAGCAUCACUGGACUUUUUGCCGACCCGCUCACAAAGUGGAAGACUGAGUUAAGGGUUAAGGGUGUCAUUGUCUUAAGUUUGACUCUGUCUUGACCAAUUAAAAAAAUGGAUUAGAUCAUGACUUGGUGAAAGAAUGCCAGUCUCUUCUAUGCUUUAAAAGUUAAAUAGCCGAGAAAUGUAGUUGACAGUAUAAGCUAAAAUGCAUCAGGUCAGCAAUAAAGUAAAGCCAGUGACUUUGCAUCUGAAUGUAUUUACUGCAUUGUAGACAAUAACAAUGCUUUUUGGUACAUUGAGAUGGAAACCUGCUUAAACCUCUCACCGCAAAUCCUUCACAUACGGGUGUCUGUCACAUACAAAGAAUUUCUUUUGGUGGCACUGUUUUUGGAUAAUUUUCAAUAUGUGUAUCUUAUAUCCAUAUUUAGGAGAAUCCCGAACUGCUCAAAAGUACUUUUGCUGAAAUUACCUUUUCCUCCAUCAGUACAUACACAAGACUGAUACUGUUGUGUUGUAAAAUAGCGGGAUUCUCUAUUUGGCCUUUAAAAAUGUCUUUAAAAACUGUGCCCAAAUCAGAGCUUAAAAGGGAUCCGGAUUGCUGCUAGCCUUUGAAUAAGAGAUAUUCCUAUUUUAAAGUCAUGUCGAAAUAACUCUCACAGAAGGUUGUGGGCAAAUAUUUAGUUUAUUUAUUAAUUUGCAAUAUUUGAUGUCUUACAAUUUUCUAGUACAUAUCUGUGCUCACUAUUGAUGUUGCAUGUGUCUGAGUGUUUUGUAUGAUCUUGUGUUCCCUUUUCACCUCAGUGUUAAGUCAUACUGUUACAGUCCAUCAAUGUAUGAGCUCACUUCAGCCAAAUAAACUUAUUUGUGUCAAAUUUCGAGUCAGUAUUCAACG
Synchiropus splendidus (mandarinfish) is the source of this 1791-nucleotide messenger RNA. RefSeq names its product potassium channel tetramerization domain containing 6b (gene kctd6b). The transcript has 3 exons. The coding region runs from base 239 to 952 and encodes 237 amino acids. The record is from RefSeq and is a predicted model, not a curated record. Gene Ontology annotation, molecular function: protein binding. Gene Ontology annotation, biological process: protein homooligomerization. Lineage: Eukaryota; Metazoa; Chordata; Actinopteri; Syngnathiformes; Callionymidae.